Salvia splendens (bonfire salvia) is the source of this 2368-nucleotide messenger RNA. Its product is annotated as rhamnogalacturonan I rhamnosyltransferase 1. The coding region runs from base 406 to 1962 and encodes 518 amino acids. Lineage: Eukaryota; Viridiplantae; Streptophyta; Magnoliopsida; Lamiales; Lamiaceae. Gene Ontology annotation, cellular component: cytoplasm. The record is from RefSeq and is a predicted model, not a curated record. The transcript is spliced from 9 exons.
UAUAUAUCUCUCUCAACAUUGUUUCGCCUUAUAUAUCGCAGCUCGGAGCUUGCCUUCAGAUGCAGCUUCCUCCGCCAGCUCCCUUCAACCUCCAUUGCGCCUCCGCCGCAUUCCCGCCGCCGAUUCUCACUGCAAUCCUCUUCAAAACCUUCGACUAUUCUAAAUCCUCCUCCAAUUUUCGUUGAUCUACUGGUGAAGAUCGACUCAUCAGUCGCCAUACUUCAGUAAUGCACCUUUAAUUUAACCAUUUCCCCUCGAUUUUCCGUCGGCUGGAGCAAUUAUCUAGUUGAAUCUGCCAGCAAUUUAAUCAGACUUCCCCAAUUUUGGUGCAAACUGUGCAUAGACGAAGUGGUCAGGCAAAUUGCAGUUGUGAGAGAGAGAGAGGGAGAGAGGCUAUUCGAAGGAAUGUGUAGAUUGAAGGACUGCGAAGAGAGCAAGCGGAGGAGGAAGUGGGGGAUAAUGGGGCUCAAAACGGCGGCGUUUGCUGGCGACAAGCUGGAGAAGCUGAGAAACAGUGGCGUCGUGUCGCGAUCGAGGAUGAAGCUUUGGAUAAUCAGAGCGACUACGUCGAUUUUGGUGUGGACUUGCUUAGUUCAGCUGACGGCAUUGAGCGAGACUCGGGGGCUUCGUGUUUUGAAGGGCUGGCCGUCUUGCUUCUCGCAGGAAUCGGCGGCGGCGGCGGCUUUGGAUGCUCAGUCGCAUCUAGCGAGGGUUUUGCCUCCAAAGAGGGUUUACAAGAACAACGGUUACUUGAUGGUUUCGUGCAACGGAGGGCUUAAUCAAAUGCGUGCUGCGAUAUGCGACAUGGUUGCCAUUGCAAGAUAUCUUAAUGUUACAUUGGUGGUUCCUGAACUUGACAAGACUUCGUUCUGGAAUGAUCCUAGUGAGUUCGAAGACAUAUUUGAUGUCGACCAUUUCAUUACAUCCUUGAGAGAUGAAGUUCGGAUACUCAAGGAGCUGCCUCCGAGGCUCAAGAGGAGGGUCGAGCUGGGGAUCAUCUAUACCAUGCCCCCUGUUAGUUGGUCAGAUAUUUCGUACUAUCACAAUCAGAUUCUUCCACUGAUCCAGAAAUAUAAAGUUGUCCAUUUGAACAGAACAGAUGCUCGGCUUGCCAAUAACGAUCAGCCUAUGGACAUUCAGAGGCUCCGUUGCAGAGUUAAUUUUGGUGUUUUGAGGUUUACACCUCAGAUAGAGGAACUGGGCAGAAAAGUCAUUAAAAUUCUUAGGCAAAAUGGUCCAUUCAUCGUGCUUCACCUGAGAUACGAGAUGGACAUGCUAGCCUUCUCUGGUUGUACACAGGGUUGUGGUGCGGACGAGGUGGAGGAACUAACACAAAUGAGAUACGCCUACCCGUGGUGGAAAGAGAAGGUUAUAGAUUCUGAUAUGAAAAGGAGAGAAGGUCUAUGUCCUUUGACACCUGAAGAAACUGCCCUCACGUUACGGGCACUGGACAUUGAUCGUAAUAUCCAGAUUUACAUAGCUGCUGGGGAAAUCUAUCGAGGAGAAAGAAGACUUUCUAGUCUCAGAGCAUCAUAUCCAAAUCUGGUGAGGAAGGAAACAUUGUUGGACUCUUCCGACCUUAGGUAUUUCCAGAAUCACUCGUCUCAGAUGGCGGCUCUUGAUUAUCUCGUUUCCCUGGAGAGUGAUAUCUUUGUUCCCACGUACGAUGGCAAUAUGGCUAAAGUCGUUGAAGGGCAUCGCAGACAUCUUGGAUACAAGAAGACCAUUUUACUCGACAGAAAGCUGCUAGUCAAAUUGAUAGACAAGUAUAACUCCGGGUCACUGAAUUGGGAUGAAUUUUCUACUGCUGUUAAAGAUGCUCACGCUGAACGCAUGGGAAACCUGACCAGGAGAUUAGUGAUUCCCGACCGACCUAAAGAAGAAGAUUACUUCUACGCCAACCCCUACGAGUGUUUGGAAACGCAGAGUGAAGACGAACCACAAGAACUGACUAGUAUUUGAAACCUUGAUACAAAUGAGGAGCUGUGCGAUGGAUCGGGAUCAGAGCGGAGCGAGAAGAUCGAUCUCAAAAGGGCGGGUUUCGAUUGGAAGGGCGCUUACAGAAAGGCCACAAGAGGGGGUUUGGGAAGUGCUACUUGAUGAAGUUGUUCUUUUUAUCCAACUCAAUAAUUACAAUUCUUGUAUAGAGAAAAUCCACCCUCUCAUUUCAAUGCGGUUUAUAUCGACUCCUCUGCAUUUGUACACAGAGAAGCAAAUAUAGAUUUGAUUUUACUGCCAAACUCUCAACCCUCUUUCCUCUCAUUUUUCUCAUAAUUCUCUUAUUCUUUUCAAGAUCUUGAUUUGUUCUUUUGUAAUGUAAAAUUUGACUAUGUGUCUGUUACAUAUUUUAUACGUUUAAUUUUUGUGA